UGUUCGUCCCGUCAACACACACACACACACACACACACACGCCCCGCCGCCGCCCACAGACACACACAGCCAGACCAUGAAGGCUCCGAUCUCCCCAGGGAACACUCACCUCUCCCUGCUGGUGGUGGCGGUGCUGGUGGUGGCGGUGCAGACCCAGACAACCGAGCAAUGUACCGAGAAUGUCACAGUGCUCGGAGAAGGGGAAAUUAGCACCACGGCCGUCGGGAAAAGUAUCUCUCAUGGUGGUUUUUCCAAGGACGUGUAUCUGUGGCCCGAGGAAGGCUUCAUGGGCGUGGGCCUACAGGUUCUAGCGGACACCAGCACAGGACCGGUGAGCCUGGACGCGUGGUUCCCCAAGGACGGCCUCUUCCCCUUCACCAACACAGCCGCCUGGUGGGAGUUGGGGAUAUAUGUGUAUCACUCUAAUGAAGUUGUGAAGUUCCAUAUACAGCGUGGUCUUACAUUGAGGGAGUGUCACUAUUGGGUCAACACGGACAAGCUGCUGAGUCUGGAAGUGGUGGGUUACGGCGCGUCGAGAUGGAGAACCGACAUACCACCACCUGGGUGCCCCUAUCGUGCAGUACAAGCCCCCUGGCCACAGCCGUAUAGGAACUGCACCGCGCCCCCAACUCUCGCACCAGACGCUACACCGUAAUUCACCCCAGAAUGCGUCUAGAAACGGAUCGACAAGCGGCCCGGGUUCCUGCCUGGCCCGGCAAACACCACGCCCGGCCGCGCCCUCAGCCAGUCCUCCACAGCCCGGCCUCCACGAGAAAUUAGGAGCAAUCACAGCGCUGAGCCAGGCUGCCCGCUGCUGACGUCACUGCUUAGACUAUAUACACAGUUGUACUACGGGCUGCUUCUGGGCGGCAUAUUUCCCAAGUCUCUUACGGUUCAGCAUAAGGAGAAAUUAGGAGCAAUCACAGCGCUGAGCCAGGCUGCCCGCUGCUGACGUCACUGCUUAGACUAUAUACACAGUUGUACUACGGGCUGCUUCUGGGCGGCAUAUUUCCCAAGUCUCUUACGGUUCAGCAUAAGGAGAAAUUAGGAGCAAUCACAGCGCUGAGCCAGGCUGCCCGCUGCUGACGUCACUGCUUAGACUAUAUACACAGUUGUAUCACAUAUACGCCCCGUGAUUGUCUCCAUGUAUCUCCCUUAAGGACAAUAAACAGCCAUAGAAUAUA
Molecule: messenger RNA, 1184 nt
Organism: Eriocheir sinensis (Chinese mitten crab)
Lineage: Eukaryota; Metazoa; Arthropoda; Malacostraca; Decapoda; Varunidae
Exons: 2
Coding region: 77-655 (192 amino acids)
Source: RefSeq, a predicted model, not a curated record